CAGAAGCAGAAAGGGAAAGAUGUUCGGGCUCAUCUAUGCAACGGGAGAGUGGUCUGCUUAGAUUGCGCAGCGUCAGGUGAAUGACACUUGCCAGCGUUACAAAAGAGCUUCAGGAGGAAGACCUGUUCCUUGCACGAGCGUCUGUGGAUGGAGAAGGAGGAGUGCCGGCGCUCAGGUCCGCCUUGGCAACUUGGCUGAGGUGGGGUAGACCUGGGAGACACUGUAGCCCCCGCCGCCCACGGACGCUCCUCUGGCAGAGAACCGGAGGAGGCGCGGAGCCGGGCACGGCGGCCUGGCUGGGCGUCCGCUCCGGCCAGGAAGGAGUUGGAACAUUUCGAGAGGAGUCCUCCGGGGGGUUUGCCGAGCCCAGGCGGCCGAGGCAUUGGUCGCGCAGCAGCCGAGAGAGGCGCUCAGUUUCUGCCGCACCCCCUCCCACAGCACUUUGGCCGACACCCACGGGCGCCCCGCCCCCCUCGGGCUUAUAGAACCGGCCGGGCACCUCCGCACGCCUAGGAGCCGGACGCUUCCCUGAGCCGACGGCGCGGCUGCCUGUGUCGCCUGAAAGCCCCGCCGCCGCCGCCGCCGCCGAAGUGGCGAAGUGAGGCGGCGGCCGAGCCCCGCAUCAUGGAGGGCAGCUCCGCCGCGGCCCCAGCCCCAGCCCCGGUCGCCACCGACAGCCGCCGCCUCCCGCGUCCGGUCCGCCGGCUCUCGUCGCUGCUCUCAGGGCUCCGUUCCUUCCUCACCUCGAAGACAGUAUGAAGGAGACCCGGGGCCACGCGAGUGCCCCUUUCUGCAUGCGCCUCAACCACUCCUACCCCGGCAUCUGGGCGCCCGAGCGCUCCGCUGAGGCGCGGAGCAACCUCACGCGUCCCGCGGGGCCCGGCGAGGAUUGUGGCUCGGUGUCCGUAGCCUUCCCGAUGACCAUGCUGAUCACUGGCUUCGUGGGCAACGCGUUGGCCAUGCUGCUCGUGUCGCAGAGCUACCGGCGCCGGGAGAGCAAGCGCAAGAAGUCGUUCCUGCUAUGCAUCGGCUGGCUGGCGCUCACCGACCUGGUCGGGCAGCUGCUCACCAGCCCGGUGGUCAUCGUCCUGUACCUGUCCCACCAGCGCUGGGAGCAGCUCGACCCGUCGGGGAGGCUGUGCACCUUCUUCGGACUGACCAUGACCGUCUUCGGGCUCUCCUCGCUCUUCAUCGCCAGCGCCAUGGCCGUCGAGCGGGCGCUGGCCACCCGGGCGCCGCACUGGUACUCGAGCCACAUGAAGACGAGCGCCACCCGCGCCGUGCUGCUCGGCGUGUGGCUGGCGGUGCUCGCCUUCGCCCUGUUGCCGGUGCUGGGCGUGGGUCAGUACACCAUCCAGUGGCCCGGGACGUGGUGCUUCAUUAGCACCGGGGCAGGGGGCAACGGGACUAGCCCUUCGCACAACUGGGGCAACAUUUUCUUCGCUUCCUCCUUUGCUUUCCUGGGGCUGUCAGCGCUGGCCGUCACCUUCGCCUGCAACUUGGCCACCAUUAAGGCCCUAGUGUCCCGCUGCCGGGCCAAGGCCACGGCGUCUCAGUCCAGCGCCCAGUGGGGCCGGAUCACGACCGAGACGGCUAUCCAGCUCAUGGGGAUCAUGUGCGUGCUGUCGGUCUGCUGGUCGCCGUUGCUGAUAAUGAUGUUGAAAAUGAUCUUCAAUCAUACAUCAGUUGAGCACUGCAAGACGUACACAGAAAAGCAGAAAGAGUGCAGCUUCUUCUUAAUAGCUGUUCGCCUGGCUUCACUGAACCAGAUCUUGGAUCCCUGGGUUUAUCUGCUGCUAAGAAAGAUCCUUCUUCAAAAGUUUUGCCAGAUCAGGCACCACACAAACAACUAUGCCUCCAGCUCCACCUCUUUACCCCACCAGUGCUCCUCAACCUUGAUGUGGAGUGACCACUUGGAAAGAUAAUGAAAGAACGGAGGUGGACUUUUUAUUGCAAUUCCUGCUUCCAUGAGUUUGUGUAUUUCUUCCUACCUGAGAAGGAGAAUUUUAUAUUUUGAUUUGGAUUGUUUCUUCUUUUUCAUCUUUUUAAAAAUUUUAAUGUUUUUUCUUGUCAGUAAUAUCCACUGAGACCAAGUUUAUUACUGCAAUACGUGUCUUUGAGUAUUAAAAAUUGGUUUCUGGGACUGGAUUUUGAGUAUAUAUUUAAGAAGCUGGGCACGAUUGCACAGAUGGUGACUGGUGAAAAAAUGAGAAAAAGAAAACCCCAUCCUUCAGGAAUUUUCCCCCAGCUUCAAACCCUUAUGUGAAUCUCAACUGAUGUGGAUAUCUUUACAUUUUAUCGUAGUUUUGGUUUUACAAUAUGAGUUUGAAAAAUCAGUAAAAGUUUUUGUCAGUGAAAAGUCAACUUACUGGGAGCAAGAGUUCAAUUAAUAAGACAUAAACUUCACGAGAUAGAACAGGAUGCCAAGUGAAGGCAGGAGGGUACCAUGACCAAAGAUAUUUAUGCAAAAUGUGUGAUUAAUGUUUUGGAGAUGUGUUCUUCUGGGCUAAGCUGGGAACUAAAAGCCCUUAAGUCUGUAUUCUGGUUAUGUGUCAUUUAGUAACUCAGGAAUCAGCAUAAUUGUUAUUUCUCUGUCUUUGAAGACUGAAAGGUGUGAUGCAACGAAGGGCUGUCUUGAUAUGUCAUAGAAAAUAAUAAUGAAGCUAAGGGAUGAACUGUUGAGUUGGAGCAUUAAAAAAUCCGGGUGCAGUCUCCGAUCCACCACUAUCAAUUCAGCAUUUCUUACCAUUUCUUCUUGGGUGGCAUACAAAAGACAAAAUUAAUAAAUGACAUAGUUAUCAACUAUCAAGUUUUGUUACUUUUUUAUGAGGGUCUAGUUUGUCUGAAAUAAGAAAUUCUGUGAACUUUAAAAAAAUACUUUGAGUCAUCUACUAUCUCUCAGCUAAUGUGCCCUUACCUGCUCAUAAAUUCAACCAACAUUUCUUUCUCUUGUCUUUCUUUCCCACUCCCUUCCUCCUUCUUUUCCCUCGCCCCAUUCACUUAAUUCAACACAUAUUUAUUGAGUGUCCCUUCUUUAGGCACCUAAGGGCCAUGCUGUCACCUACGAGGAU
Balaenoptera acutorostrata (minke whale) is the source of this 3071-nucleotide messenger RNA. It is a transcript of the gene PTGER3, whose product is annotated as prostaglandin E receptor 3. The record is from RefSeq and is a predicted model, not a curated record. Gene Ontology annotation, biological process: intestine smooth muscle contraction; positive regulation of cytosolic calcium ion concentration; negative regulation of gastric acid secretion. Gene Ontology annotation, molecular function: prostaglandin E receptor activity. Bases 756 to 1925 code for a protein of 389 amino acids. Lineage: Eukaryota; Metazoa; Chordata; Mammalia; Artiodactyla; Balaenopteridae. Gene Ontology annotation, cellular component: plasma membrane. The transcript is spliced from 4 exons.